Frankliniella occidentalis (western flower thrips) is the source of this 2205-nucleotide messenger RNA. Its product is annotated as cyclic AMP response element-binding protein A. Gene Ontology annotation, biological process: regulation of transcription by RNA polymerase II. NCBI's taxonomy places the organism in Eukaryota, Metazoa, Arthropoda, Insecta, Thysanoptera, Thripidae. The record is from RefSeq and is a predicted model, not a curated record. Gene Ontology annotation, molecular function: DNA-binding transcription factor activity, RNA polymerase II-specific; cAMP response element binding.
ACAAUUGCGCACACAAGCAGUAGCAGCCAUCCACAAAGUUUACUGAAGCAGCCAACGCUUCUUGUGUCAAGAAACAAUGUUGUUCAGCAACAGAGCAGAGUAUCAGUCUUACCAAAAGUCAACAUCAAAGUUGAAUCAGGUUUCUCUUUGCCUCCCACACCACCAUCUUCAACAACCAGUGACAGUGAGGGAAAUGACCACCAUCCAUCCUCACCAUCCAACCGUCAGUCGUCACAAGUCAGUAGUCGGUUGCUGGUGUCUCCUCCUCCUAGUACGUCAACAAGACAACCAAUCCAGACAUCACUGAUCAGCAGCCAACCUAAAGGAUCCACAGGCAUGCUAAUGCUGACAGAGGAGGAAAAGCGCACCCUCUUAGCUGAAGGAUACCCAAUUCCUACUCGACUACCACUCACAAAAGCAGAGGAGAAAUCUCUGAAAAAAAUAAGAAGAAAAAUUAAGAAUAAGAUCUCAGCCCAGGAAAGUCGAAGGAAAAAGAAAGAAUACAUGGACGCCCUGGAAAGAAAAGUCGAAAUAUUACAAAGUGAAAACUCGGAAUACCGAAAGAAGAUUGAGAACUUGGAAGAUAGUAAUGAUUCCCUGAUCAGCCAACUUAAUAAACUCCAAGCCCUUGUAGCUCGUGCUGCAAAUAGUGGCAAUGCCAGUGCUGUGGCUGCAGCUGCAGCAGCUGCUGCAUCAUUUAACUCAAGGAACUCUGUUCGACAUUCAGAAUCAGUCUCACAUUCGUCGUUGGGCUCUCACUCAUUUAGCAGGAGCUCUGUAAAGUGAAUGUCUUAUUGACAAUUCUCCUCGCGCUUGUAAUUAUGGGUAAUUUGUUAAUGAUGGGGAUUAACGGAUGGCGUCUAAUCUUCAACAAGCAACCAUUCUGUAGAAAUUGUGUGCUGUUUUAUUUCAAGCCCAUCAAGUUUCCCUCUACAUUUUCUUAUUUUUCUUUUUAUGUGUAUAGAAAUGUUUAUCUUUGCCUCCAUAGCUAAAUGUUUUCAAAUUUAAAUGAUAAAUUCUAUGAAUUGAGAGCUAUUUGAAAUUGAGAUUGUUGAAUGAUUUUAUUGUUUUUAGUUUGUUAAAUUAAGUCAUAGUUUUAAGAGUUAAAGCAAUGAAAGAUGAGGUAUUUAUGUAACAAUAGUAUGCAUUAAGUUUUGUAUAUAUUUUAUAUUUUUCACGCACAAAGCAUAACUGAAUCUGUAGCACAGAGUUGGUUUCAACGCAUUUAUAUUAUAGAUUACUGCUUGGUUGUUUGAGUAACUUUGUUUCCAGCUCUUGACAGACAGUUGUUAAUCUUUCAAUUUUAUGCUGAUGUUGACAUUUUUCUUAUUCUAUCCUUAUAAUAAUAUGUAAUAUAUCUUUAUGAGAAACUUGUAAUUUUAUGUGUUCUAUUGGAUUUUUAUUUGAACUUAAUGUGUUAUAUAGAGAAAUUUUAACUUCUUAUUCAAAUGUAUAGUACAAGUGAGAACUGAGAGCUUUCUUGGAGUAUUAAAUAUUUAUAAAUUCAGAUUUUUAUACUUUUAGGGUAGUAAGAAAUGAAUCAGCAUUAUAACGACUCUAGUUGGGUCAGGAAUACUCAAAACCCCUUUUGGUCCUCUUGAAGAGCACCUUUAAGGAAUUUUAUAGCUCAUGUGGAAAAUGUACCAAAUGCACACUUCUAGAUGUAGUACUUCAAAUCGUUCCAAUUUUUCAGUUACAAUAUAUGUAUUUAGUGUGCUAUCAAUACCAACUGUGACCAUUGUUGCAGUACUUUGUAAUGUUCCUCUCGUUUUUCUCAGAACUGGAGGUUUUUCAUAUUAGACCGUCACUUUCAGAGACUUUCCGUGUUAGUGGGUCCACAAACGCCUGAAGCAAACCAGCUCAGGGUGGCCAAGUCUUGAAGAACGUGCAUCUGGAAAAAAGUUCCAAUUGGGAUCAGUCAGUUCGUUAAUGCUGCAUUUGUGUGCUCUUUGAUGUUGAGAUGGAUAUCAAACAUUUGAGACAAAAAGAACAUAUAUUGACUAAACUGGUUUUAACUUUUUUCCCUUCUACGAAGAUUGUCCAAAAAUUUUGUAGUUCAAUUGAGUGUGAUGGUUCUCUAGAUUGUUGGACAAAAAACAGUGUGAUAUUGCUUUUGUUUUUUGUCAACAUUCUCGAGGGGAGAAGGUUAUCAUACCAUUCUAGUGCAAUAGACAGCAUUCACUGUUUGAAGAUGCUAUGCUUUAA